AUGAAUAAUUGUCGCUCUUUAUUAUUUUUAUUUUUUAAUAAAAAACCAUAUUGUAAUAGUAUUAAUAGAAAUAGUAGGAGCAAUAUUCAAUUAAAACAUAUAUUUUUAAAUUAUAAUCAAAAAAGAUUUGCAGGGCAUAAUAAAUGGAGUAAAGUUAAGCAUAUAAAAGUUGCAAAAGAUGGAGAACGUAGUAUGUUAUUUGCUAGAAUAUCAAAAGAGAUUCAACUUUCAGUAAAAGAGGGAGGUACUUCAGAUCCGAGUCUUAAUGUAAGAUUAGCAGCAGCUCUUGCACAAGCAAAGAAAGUCGGUUUACCCAAAGAUACAAUGGAAAAUGCAAUUAAAAGGGGAUUAGGACAAGGAAAAGAUCAAAAUAAUAUUGAAAGUUUAAAAUAUGAAGCAUACGGACCUGGAGGAGUAGCAUAUAUAAUAGAGGCAUUGACGGAUAAUAAGAAUAGAACAUCUAAAGAGAUUAAAAGUCAUUUCAAUAAAGCUGGGUACGAGGAUCAAUGUCAAGUGUUUCAUGGAUGGUCAAUUCAAUUUCAUUCAGGCAACAAUAAAGAAAAAGACACAAUUGAUAAAAUGAUGGAUAAUGUUAUAGAGAUUGAAGGAAUUGAAGAUAUAAAAGAAAUAACAUGUGAACCUUUGAAUGUCAACAAAAUUACUAAAGAAAUAAAAGAGAAAUAUGAUUAUGAAGUAAUAAGUAUUAGGAAUAGUGGAUAUAUUCCAAAGACAAAAGUUAGUGUUAAUGAAGAAUUGAUGGAAGUAAUUAAUAAAUUGGAGGAUGGACUGAAUGAAGUUGAAGAUGUAGUAAGAAUUUACAAUAAUUUUGAAUAA
Molecule: messenger RNA, 834 nt
Organism: Entrophospora sp. SA101
Lineage: Eukaryota; Fungi; Glomeromycota; Glomeromycetes; Entrophosporales; Entrophosporaceae
Source: the annotation of a GenBank genome assembly